Molecule: messenger RNA, 480 nt
Organism: Aspergillus niger
Lineage: Eukaryota; Fungi; Ascomycota; Eurotiomycetes; Eurotiales; Aspergillaceae
Exons: 2
Coding region: 1-480 (159 amino acids)
Source: RefSeq, a predicted model, not a curated record
AUGGCAGGAAGAGGAGUAUUUAAAGUGACUUGCAUCAUCAUUCUUUUCUUCCUAUCGAAGGAAAAGCCCAAUUUCUCCGUUCAGUUCAGCCGGUUGUAUUCGUCACGGCCUAAUCACUGCCUAGCCAUGUCACUUGAGAACGCUCUCACAGAUAUACCUAGGGUCGGAACGCUUGCACUUCAUGAAGGAAGGUUGCGCGGUUCCAAUAGUCAACUGCGGCAAGAGACAUGCAUUGACUUGCGAGCCGAGUAUCCGAAUACACCGACAAUGUCUGAUCCCAAGCUGCGGCAGACUCCGCAUGAAGAUGAUUGUUUGAAUUAUCUCAUUGCUCCAUCGCCCCGGCGGCUACCAGGCUACAAGAGGCCCGUGCUGACGGAUGCCUAUCCAUCCGCCAUUGAUGCCACUAUGGGUAGGUCAGUAGCUAUCAAGCGCCUUGGAAUGUUUCGUCUUGUUCUCGUUCAUCAAUACUGCACUGCCUGA